GGUUGUUUGUAUUGGCUGGCUCCCUCUUUUUCCUUCUCACUCUUUUCUCAUCUCUUGUCUCUCUUCCUCUCUUUUCUGCUGUCUUCUCUUCUUUGUCUUAAGGGGAAGGUCCCUCUUUUUUCUCCUCCGGUCCCUCUAAAGGAUCUGCCUUCUCAGGUGCCUCACUGAAAAUACAGGGGGAAAGCGCCAAGGGAGAAAAAGUGUGUGGGGGUGGAAAAGACCAUGUUUUACUCUCACUCGGUGGCACUGUGGCUGCGGCUGGGAUGGGGUCGGGGAAGGCCAGGUCUGGGCUCUUCCAGUUGUCAGCUUCUCCUUGACAGCUCUGCUCUCUUGGUUGUUUUCGUGGAACACUGGUGGGGUAGCUGAAACUAGGAGACACAGUUCGUCCUGGGCUUUGCUUGGCAUUAGUUCUGAGACCUUGGGCAAGACUUACCCCCUGGAGCCUCAGUGUCCUCCCAGUAAAUUGGGGCUGUUAUGAGGAUCAGAUACAAUAAUGGAUGGAAAAGAGCUGAGUGGUCUGUGGAAAACAAAUCAAAUGCUACUGGUGCUUCAACACCUGUAGAGAGAGGUGCCAUUACCCACCCACCAUAACCCAUGUACUCACUACUUGUGGGAUCUCCUAAGACAAAGCUAGCUUAAGAAGGAGUGGACUUAAUAAGGGCAUGGGUCUUAGUGAAUGUGCAUUUGUUUUUGGUGAAGCCAGGCAGAGGUUUAGGGUGGAAAGUGCCCAGCCCAGAGCCUGGCUGACAGUGGACCCAGGGGAAUUAUUUUGUUUGUUUGUUUCAAUAUGCAUCUAGAGUGAGUCAUUGCCACUUGUCAAGGUGAAAUGGCAAAUCUGGGCUUCCUGUGGUUCCAAAACUCUGAGAGUGGAAAUCCACAAGCGAGAUGGUGGUUGAAGUUGGUUCAAGGACAGCCUUAGGUACUCCAGAAGUGUAGAAGGAUCUCUUCUAAGGGGGAAGAGGAGAAGGUUUAUAAAUAAACCUCACAUGUGUCUUCAGCAUUCUUUUCCCAAGGAGAUAAUCACUGAACUUUAGCUAAGACCAAUUUAGUGUAUCUCUCUUUUCCCAUCAUAAAUUAGGAUGGGGAGAGGAGGAAGUAGGUUCUUUCAUCUUUUUUCUAUCCUCUCCCUUCCCCUAUCUCCUUCCCCCACCCUCACUCACUCACAUGCACACAUUAACCUUGAAGCCGAUGAGAUUGAGUGACUGGCACUUGGGACCACAGAGAAAUGUCAGAGUGUUUGGUUACAGACUCAAGGAAACCUCUCAUUUUAGAGUGUUCAUUUGGUUUUAAGCAAAAUUUUGGACUGUGAAUCAAGGCAUUGGGUGAAGAAAAAAUGGCCUCGCCGGCUGACAGCUGUAUCCAGUUUACCCGCCACGCCAGUGAUGUCCUUCUCAACCUUAAUCGCCUCCGGAGCCGUGACAUCCUGACUGAUGUUGUCAUAGUGGUGAGCCGGGAGCAGUUCAGAGCCCAUAAGACAGUCCUCAUGGCCUGCAGUGGCCUCUUCUACAGCAUCUUCACAGACCAGUUGAAAUGCAACCUUAGCGUGAUCAAUCUGGAUCCCGAGAUCAACCCAGAGGGGUUCUGCAUCCUCCUGGACUUCAUGUACACGUCCCGGCUCAACCUGCGGGAGGGCAAUAUCAUGGCCGUGAUGGCCACAGCGAUGUACCUGCAGAUGGAGCAUGUCGUGGACACUUGCCGGAAGUUUAUCAAGGCCAGUGAAGCAGAAAUGGUUCCGGCCAUCAAGCCUCCCCGUGAAGAGUUCCUGAAUGGCCGGAUGCUGAUGCCCCAGGACAUCAUGGCCUACCGGGGUCGCGAGGUGGUGGAGAACAGCCUGCCGCUGAGGAGCGCCCCCGGGUGUGAGAGCAGAGCCUUCGCCCCCAGCCUGUACAAUGGCCUGUCCACGCCACCUGCCUCGUACCCCGUGUAUAGCCACCUCCCUGUCAGCAGCUUCCUCUUCUCUGACGAGGAGCUGCGGGAUGCCCGGAUGCCUGUGGCCAACCCCUUCCCCAAGGAGCGGGCCCUCCCCUGCGAUAGUGCCAGGCCGGUCCCCAGUGAGUACAGUCGGCCGGCCAUGGAGAUACCCCCCGGCGUGUGCCACAGCAGCAUCUACUCGCCCAAGGAGGCAGCCCCAGAGGAGGCCCGGAGUGACAUGCACUACAGCGUAGCUGAGGGCCCCAAGCCAGCCGCCCCCUCAGCCCGGAGCGCCCCGUACUUCCCCUGUGACAAGGCUGGCAAGGAGGAAGAGCGGCCGUCCUCAGAGGAUGAGAUCGCCCUGCAUUUCGAGCCCCCCAGCGCACCCCUGAACAGGAAGGGCCUGGUGAGUCCUCAGAGCCCCCAGAAAUCCGACUGCCAGCCCAACUCGCCCACGGAGUCCUGCAGCAGCAAGAACGCCUGUAUCCUCCAGACCUCAGGCUCCCCUCCCGCCAAGAGCCCCACCGACCCCAAAGCCUGCAACUGGAAGAAGUACAAGUUCAUCGUGCUCAACAGCCUCAAUCAGAACGCCAAGCCUGAGGGGCCCGAGCCGGCCGAGCUGGGCCGCCUUUCCCCUCGCGCCUACGCUGCCCCUCCAGCCUGCCAGCCGCCCAUGGAGCCCGAGAACCUUGACCUCCAGUCCCCAACCAAGCUCAGCACCAGUGCGGAGGACUCCACCAUCCCACAGGCCAGCCGGCUCAAUAACAUCGUCAGCAGGUCCCUGACGGGCUCCCCCCGCAGCAGCAGCGAGAGCCACUCCCCGCUCUACCUGCACCCGCCCAAGUGCACGUCCUGCGGCUCGCAGUCCCCACAGCACACGGAGAUGUGCCUCCAUGCUGCCGGCCCCACGUUCCCCGAGGAGCUGGGGGAGACCCAGUCCGAGUACUCGGAUUCCAGCUGUGAGAACGGGGCCUUCUUCUGCAAUGAGUGUGACUGCCGCUUCUCUGAGGAGGCCUCACUCAAGAGGCACACGCUGCAGACCCACAGUGACAAACCCUACAAGUGUGACCGCUGCCAGGCCUCCUUCCGCUACAAGGGCAACCUCGCCAGCCACAAGACCGUCCACACGGGCGAGAAACCCUAUCGUUGUAACAUCUGCGGGGCGCAGUUCAACCGGCCAGCCAACCUGAAAACCCACACCCGGAUUCACUCCGGAGAGAAGCCCUACAAAUGCGAAACAUGUGGAGCCAGAUUUGUGCAGGUGGCCCACCUCCGCGCCCACGUGCUCAUCCACACUGGCGAGAAGCCCUACCCCUGUGAAAUCUGCGGCACCCGCUUCCGGCACCUUCAGACUCUGAAGAGUCACCUGCGAAUCCACACGGGAGAGAAGCCUUACCAUUGCGAAAAGUGCAACCUGCAUUUCCGUCACAAAAGCCAGCUGCGUCUUCACUUGCGCCAGAAGCAUGGGGCCAUCACCAACACCAAGGUGCAGUACCGCGUGUCCGCCACUGACCUGCCCCCGGAGCUCCCCAAAGCCUGCUGAAGCACGGAGUGUUGAUGCUUUCGAGCCCCUUCUCAGAAUCUACCCAAAGGAUACUGUAACACUUUACCAUGUUCAUCCCAUGAUAUAGUGCCUCUUUCAUCCACUAGUGCAAAUCAUAGCUGGGGGUGGGGGUGGGGGGAGGGGGCCGGGGGGCCAGGGAGCCCAGGCAGCUCCCCUUCCCCCGCUGCCGUAAAACAUUAAGAAAAUAAUAUUGCUUCUUCUCCUAUGUGUAAGGCGCACCAUGUCAGCAAAAAGCGAAAUCAUUUUAUAUAUCAAAGCGGGGGAGUAUGCAAAAGUCAUGACUUAACUUAGUCUGCAAAAUGAGGAAUGUAUAUGUUUUGUGGGAUCACAUGUUUCUUUUGUAUGUAAAUGUGCAUUCUUUUAAAAGAAGAGACUUCGGUAUGUUAUCAAAGAGAGGGCUUUAAUUUUUUUAACCAAAGGUGAAGGAAUAUAUGGCAGAGUGUAAAUAUAUAAAUAUAUAUAUAUAUAAAAUAAAUAUAUAUAAACCUAAAAAAGAUAUAUUAAAAAUAUAAAACUGCGUUAAAGGCUCGAUUUUGUAUCUGCAGGCAGACACGGAUCUGAGAAUCUUUAUUGAGAAAGAGCACUUAAGAGAAUAUUUUAAGUAUUGCAUCUGUAUAAGUAAGAAAAUAUUUUGUCUAAAAUGCCUCAGUGUAUUUGUAUUUUUUUGCAAGUGAAGGUUUACAAUUUACAAAGUGUGUAUUAAAAAAAAAAGAACAAAAAAAGCUGCGGAAGGAAAAAUGUGUAGUUUUGUUCUAGUUUUCGGUUUGUAUAUACCUGUACAACGUGUCCUACGGUGCCUUUUUCCAUGGAAGUUUUCAACUGGGGACGAACGCGCCAUCCCUUUUUGAAGUGUAGGCAGACACAGGGACUUGGAGUUGUCACUAACUGAGCUCUCUUUGGGAAUGUUUGUCUCAUCACAUUCUGCGUCAUGCUUGUGUUAUAACUACUCCGGAGACAGGGUUUGGCUGUGUCUAAACUGCAUUACCGCGUUGUAAAAUAUAGCUGUACAAAUACAAGAAUAAAAUGUUGAAAAGUCAA
Molecule: messenger RNA, 4513 nt
Organism: Camelus dromedarius (Arabian camel)
Lineage: Eukaryota; Metazoa; Chordata; Mammalia; Artiodactyla; Camelidae
Gene: BCL6
Product: BCL6 transcription repressor
Exons: 10
Coding region: 1334-3454 (706 amino acids)
Biological process (GO): regulation of transcription by RNA polymerase II
Cellular component (GO): nucleus
Molecular function (GO): protein binding; DNA-binding transcription factor activity, RNA polymerase II-specific
Source: RefSeq, a predicted model, not a curated record